This is a messenger RNA of Penaeus vannamei (Pacific white shrimp), 1367 nucleotides long. RefSeq lists its product as uncharacterized. The record is from RefSeq and is a predicted model, not a curated record. NCBI's taxonomy places the organism in Eukaryota, Metazoa, Arthropoda, Malacostraca, Decapoda, Penaeidae.
GAUACUAUUCUAUUUUUGGCGGGAAUCGAGCCUGGCGGAAAGCAGAAAAUUCUAGAUUCCCGCGCCAGUUGCAAGGAUGCGCUCUGGUCGACAGGACACGCACGCGAGCCCCGUCUUGGUCAAGUCCGAAAAGACGUCGACACCAGGUGAUCUAGGCAAAGAAGAGACAUCCUUUUGUGUGCGUGAAAAAUCUCUCUGCUGCCAAAGCUUCAUGGAGCAUCAGCUGCACGCCAGUGACGACGGCCAGGAUGCCGGCCGCGGGGUGCGCGUGGCCUUGUCAGCCGCCGAUGAGCUACAUGGCUGCGCCCUGCGUGCAAAGUACCGACCUUUGCGUUCGCCUCGCCACGGAAGACACCCGUCAGAAUCGGACCUGGCAGUCGGGGACCUCACCCUCAACGACACCACCUUCGACGAAGAAUCGUCCGAGUUAGAACACGCCGAUAGAAUGACGCCACCACGAAGUCACUCCUACAGGAUCACGUAUCACAAGCCGGUCCUGUCAUCGCGCCGGGACUCCUCAGGGUGCGUGUUCCGUCUCCCGAAGCCUCUUACGGAAGAGCAGACGCGUGCAGGCUACUGCAUCUUGACGUUCGAUGAGCCGCAUUUGCAUUCUGAUGGCUGUAAAGAGACCGAGAACGGAAUAUGCAUGGCAGACUUCGUGGUACACAUACCAGAUACUCGGGCUAUUGUCGAGAAAGAGACCGGUUCGCUGAGACUGAAGACCCUUCCGAAGUACUUUGGAAUCGGUCAGUCUAGUCAUCAUCUCGGCAAGUUGGGAGUGUUUGCCCUCAAGGAUCUGCCGCACCCCAGCUUCUUUGGACCCUUCUUUGGACGGAACAGACCUCUGAUUGAGUGCUCUAUGGCUGACAGGUGUUGCGAGAAGGUCCUGAAUAAGGUAUAUACAGCCGCUGACAUUGACACGACCCAAGAGACAGGCACCUGGAUGACUUUCAUUAAAUUCACCAACGAAGUCCGACGCACAAAUCUCACGGCCUUCAUACACGGGGAUUCCAUCUACUACAAGACGACAGCAGCCAUUAAAAAGUUCGAUGAGCUGGUGUUAAACACUACAUGUGAUCAGCAUUUCACUUCAUCCAGCAUUCUGUUGAAGACGAUGUUUGAUUAGAUCGGCAUUAUGUGAAGAUAAGAAGCCAAUGUUUGAGUUAGAAAUUGAUUUCAAGAUAAGAUGUAUACGGAAGAGAUUCGAAGGUUACACUUUUUUGUCUCUCAAGUACUAGUUUCAUGCUUUAUUCUUAAAGGAAUUUUUACAAUUUUGAUGAUUUUGACGAAAGAAAAAUUACAUUCGUGUAAAGAAUAGAUAUUUAUUUUUAUUUAUUACUGACAAUAAAAAGGGAAUUUAUUUUCUA